Molecule: messenger RNA, 654 nt
Organism: Arabidopsis arenosa
Lineage: Eukaryota; Viridiplantae; Streptophyta; Magnoliopsida; Brassicales; Brassicaceae
Source: the annotation of a GenBank genome assembly
AAAAAAGUAAUAAUCAAAAGAUGAAUGCUACAAAGUUUGUUGUGCUUCUCGUGAUUGGCGUUUUGUGUGCCAUUGUCACCGCAAGGCAUGUCAAAGAAGUGUCCGAAGAGACCAAAUUAGGCACCUCUCUUCCAAAAACUACUACCAAAGGCAUUGGAGCUCAGCUUUUUGCUUAUGGCACAACUAACAGCAACUCUUACGUCUCUAGCUAUGCUAGAUCUUCUAGUGGUCCCAAAGGUCCAGACGCCAAUGCAGCUGAAUAUGGCUCCGCAUAUACCAGUGGACAAGUCUAUGCCAAGGGUCGCAAGGCAAAAAUUUCUUCUAAAAGUAGUUCUAAAGCUACAGGAGAAGCUGCAGCUGCAGCGACUCGCAAAGCUGCUGCUGCACGUGCAAAAGGUUAUGUAAAAUCCGACUCAAGGGUGAAGGGUUCCUCUCAGAAGAAGAAGGGCUACAAAGGAAAAAAGAAGAAUUAAGAGUGAGCUGAUCUCAUGCAUGUGUAUAGCUGAAACCUAUUAAUAAUAUCCUACAAACUCACAAUCUCUUUUCUGUUCAUAAAUAAAACCAGAGAUUGUCACCUUUACUUAUUAUAUAUGAAAUGCUACGUACUCUUCCUCUGUAAUGGCUAUUGAUGAUAAAUAAAUAAUCGCAAAAUUU